Leopardus geoffroyi (Geoffroy's cat) is the source of this 2302-nucleotide messenger RNA. It is a transcript of the gene SLC25A18, whose product is annotated as solute carrier family 25 member 18. The transcript is spliced from 12 exons. Gene Ontology annotation, molecular function: L-aspartate transmembrane transporter activity; L-glutamate transmembrane transporter activity. The record is from RefSeq and is a predicted model, not a curated record. Lineage: Eukaryota; Metazoa; Chordata; Mammalia; Carnivora; Felidae. Gene Ontology annotation, biological process: malate-aspartate shuttle; aspartate transmembrane transport; L-glutamate transmembrane transport. Bases 718 to 1665 code for a protein of 315 amino acids.
CCCCUUGAGAAGUCUUCAGGUUUGGAAAAGCACUACCUGCUCCUAGAAUCUUGGAUUUGAACCUCAUUUUGGACAGCGAAUGACAAGAAAGGAGUAACUCUAUUCUAGCCAGUUAACGCUAGAUAGAAUUUUUUAACAAAGUGGAGUCAGUUCCUCGGAUUGGAUUCAAGGUUUUUGCUUUGGGGAGGAAUUGAGUCCACAGUAGGAAGGCAAAGACAUCCAAGUGAAGCCUGGCCUGUGUGUGCCCCAAGAACUAACUCGCAGUCAAGUUGUCAGUCUCUGAGUGGGUGGCCAGUCUCCCCUCACCCCCACCCCCACACUGCCUUGAACAAAGCUUUUUCCAUCCUGAAUUUUUGUCUCAGUCAUUCCACAACCAAGUAAACAGCCACCUGCUUGCCACCUAGGGAGUUCCUGCAGUUCAGCAGUGAUCUGGCCUAUAUCUUGGCAUCCAGAAAAGACAGAAGGUUCCUUACUAAAAGCAGUACAUGCAAGGUUUCUCAUACCAUGAGAUGAGUGCUGUUCUGAUCAUGUCAUAGAGGAGGAAACGGGCCUGCGGAGGCUCAUCAGGAGGGUGGCUCAGGCCAGUCUCCACUGACACCCGUGUUCUCUCCACUCUGCUGCGGUGGGCCACAGUCCAGGACACAGGCACCACAUCUGCCUCGGCCAGCCAUCUCCCUGAGGAGCCAGCAGCCUGUGUCCCAGGGACCCACCAGCAGAAUGUCCAGCCAGGAUUUGAGUAUUACAGCAAAACUCAUCAAUGGAGGUGUGGCAGGGCUUGUUGGGGUGACUUGUGUGUUCCCCAUCGACUUGGCCAAGACUCGGCUGCAGAAUCAACAUGGAAAAGAUAUCUACAAAGGAAUGAUAGACUGCCUGGUGAAAACUGCCAGGGCGGAAGGCUUCUUGGGCAUGUACCGAGGGGCUGCAGUGAACCUAACCUUGGUCACUCCAGAGAAGGCCAUCAAGCUGGCAGCCAAUGACUUCUUCCGGCAGCUGCUAAUGGAGGAUGGGAUGCAGCGGAACCUGAAGAUGGAGAUGCUAGCUGGAUGUGGAGCUGGAAUGUGCCAAGUGGUGGUCACUUGUCCCAUGGAAAUGCUCAAGAUUCAGCUGCAGGAUGCUGGCCGCUUGGCAGUUCAUCGUCAGGGCUCGGCCUCAGCGCCUUCCUCCUCCAGGUCUUACACUACCCGCUCGGCUCCCACCCACAAGCGCCCGUCUGCCACCCUUAUUGCCUGGGAACUACUUCGCACCCGGGGCCUGUCUGGUCUCUAUAAGGGUCUGGGCGCCACUCUCCUCAGAGACAUUCCCUUCUCCAUCAUCUACUUCCCACUGUUUGCCAACCUUAACAACCUUGGGUUCAACGAGCGUACCGGGAAGGCCUCCUUUGCUCAUUCCUUUAUGUCAGGCUGUGUUGCGGGUUCCAUAGCUGCUGUCACAGUAACACCUCUGGACGUUUUGAAAACUCGAAUCCAAACCCUCAAAAAAGGCCUGGGUGAGGACAGCUACAGUGGGAUCACCGACUGUGCCAGGAAAAUCUGGAUUCAGGAGGGACCAUCUGCCCUCAUGAAGGGAGCAGGCUGCCGGGCCCUGGUCAUAGCCCCUCUCUUUGGGAUUGCCCAAGGGGUCUACUUCAUUGGUAUUGGAGAGCGGAUCUUAAAGUGUUUCGAGUAGAGAGCUGGAGCUCAAGUCCCUUUACUUGCUGCCAGCUCUCUAGCAUAUUCUACUUAGAUUAGAGAGGGAUGAGCGAGACGCCCCCCAUGUCUUCCUCUGUCCUCUAACCUGUAGUGCUACCUCACUCUCAGAAGACACACUCUUAUCCCAAUAAGCAAGCUGGGUAUGGUCCUGUUCUCCCUUCGUGAUAUCCGCAUCUGUUUUUUGGCGGGGUUAUGGCUACCAGGGAGCUUCAGAAGCCCUUAAGCACCUACUUUUCAACAGCAAACAUAGUAUGUGCUUGGGGUGUAUUAACUGCGGGACCCUAACACAUAGUAAGAUAGAGGGGUUGUUUCUCCAUUUUACAUUUCUACUUCACACUCAAACUCCAUACACUUGAGUCCGUUUGAAGAUUUAGUGUUGUUUCUGAGUUAAAUAACUUAUGGUUAGUUCUAGCACUGAUUUGGGGGAAAAGGAGGAUCAGAAGUUCAAGGGGACCAUGAAAGCCCUCAAAGUCAGCACCUUGUUCAAAACCAAGCAGCUGAGAGAUUAGGCAGAUGAGCGGCCUGGGCUGUCAGGGCGGCUGUCCUGUACCACACAGACUCUCACAGAACAAUGUCCAUGGAACAUGAUUUUAAAUAAAACUGAUUAAACUCUC